Messenger RNA from Frankliniella occidentalis (western flower thrips), 1265 nucleotides. RefSeq names its product gastrula zinc finger protein XlCGF52.1-like. NCBI's taxonomy places the organism in Eukaryota, Metazoa, Arthropoda, Insecta, Thysanoptera, Thripidae. The transcript is spliced from 2 exons. Bases 1 to 1047 code for a protein of 348 amino acids. The record is from RefSeq and is a predicted model, not a curated record. Gene Ontology annotation, biological process: regulation of transcription by RNA polymerase II. Gene Ontology annotation, molecular function: RNA polymerase II cis-regulatory region sequence-specific DNA binding; DNA-binding transcription factor activity.
AUGGCGUCGGAUUAUGACCUGAUUGGCGACGCGGGUAGUGACGGGGGGCACGAGGAUGACGGGGCCCUGGAGCAGCACCCCCAGGACGGCGGACAGGAGGCGGCCAAGGACAGAUGCGGCUCCGGUGACCAGGAGGAUUCCGACAGGGGGAAGCCAGGAGUUCGAGCGCAGAAGAGGCGUCGCCAGAGCGCCAAAAAGACGUACAAGUGUAGGGAAUGCGGGAAGCAGUAUAGCUUCAAAGAUAGCUUUGAUUACCACGUCAAGACCCACACAGGCGAGAAAACAUUUCAAUGUAACGUUUGUAACAAGCGUUUCAUCCUGAAGUCCACUCUUGAUUCUCACGUCAGGACCCACUCCGGCGAGAAACCAUAUGAAUGUGACGUUUGUAACAUGCGUUUCAGCAGGAAGGGCUCGCUUAGUGACCACAUUAGGACCCACACAGGCGAGAGACCUUUUGAAUGUGACGUUUGUAAGAGGCGUUUUCUUUUGAAAUCCACUCUUGAUUCCCACGUCAGGACCCACACAGGCGAGAAACCAUUUCAAUGUAACGUUUGUAACAAGCGUUUCAGCCAGAAAUCCACUCUUGAUUCUCACGUCAGGACCCACACCGGCGAAAAACCAUAUGAAUGUGACGUUUGUAACAUGCGUUUCAGGAGGAAGGGCGCGCUUAGUGACCACAUUAGGACCCACACAGGCGAGAAACCAUUUCAAUGUAACGUUUGUAACAAGCGUUUCAUCCAGAAAUCCACUCUCAUUUGUCACGUCAGGACCCACAUCGGCGAGAAACCAUAUGAAUGUGACGUUUGUAACAUGCGUUUCAGCAGGAAGGACGCGCUUAGUCGCCACAUUAGGACCCAUAAAGGCGAGAGACCUUUUGAAUGUGACGUUUGUAAAAGGCGUUUUAUUUUAAAAACCACUCUUGAUUCCCACGUCAGGACCCACACCGGGGAGAAACCACAUGGGUGUGACAUUUGUAAACAGUGCUUUGGUCACAAAUCAAAUCUCAGUCGUCACAAAAAAACACACUGUACUGCUGCGGACCUGUGAAUAUGUGAUUAACUGUUAAUAGCCAUGGAUAAAUCUGACUUUUGCUUGGGCAGGGUAUUUGUUGUAUGGUUGAAAGUUUCACGUCUGCUUAAUGUAGGCCGAAGGACGAUGUAAAACUGACGACUCGACAGCCCGUCUGUCAUGUUGAUUUUGUAUUGAGUUCUUGUAUUUAAUGUAACGGUAAUUUAGUGCAUAAAAAUAAAACCUUGCACCUAUUA